Galeopterus variegatus (Sunda flying lemur) is the source of this 371-nucleotide messenger RNA. Its product is annotated as contactin-associated protein-like 2. Lineage: Eukaryota; Metazoa; Chordata; Mammalia; Dermoptera; Cynocephalidae. The record is from RefSeq and is a predicted model, not a curated record. The annotation marks the transcript as partial. The transcript is spliced from 2 exons.
AUGUUGGAGCAUUUUUUGAAGAGGGGAUGUGGCUACGGUAUAACUUCCAGGCACCAGUGCCCAGUCCCAAAGACUCGGGCAGCAGAACAGAGAACCCUCCCGACCAGCAGAACUCCGUCCCAGACCUGGCACAUGAGGAGAUCCGUUUCAGUUUCAGCACCACCAAGGCACCCUGCAUUCUCCUCUACGUUAGUUCUCUCACCACAGACUUCUUGGCAGUUGUCGUCAAACCCACCGGAAGCUUACAAAUUUGGUACAACCUGGGUGGCACCCGAGAGCCAUACAAUAUUGAUGUCGACCACAGGAACUUGGCCAAUGGACAGCCUCACAGCGUUAACAUCACCCGGCACGAGAAGACCAUAAUGCUCAAG